AGCAGAUCGCAGUCUUCUUAAAGCUCCCCAGCUUAAACGCACCUUUAUCGUGCACCGUGUAUACAGAAAGAUACCUACGCAAUAAGGACGGCACUGUCUCUGUCGUAUCAAAAGUGUCGCCCCGUUUGUGCGGUUCUACCUGUGCUACUCCGUACACCCCCUGUACCUGCUGCCCGAAGGACUGCCCUUCGUAUGUUGGCGAUGUCUUCCAAACAUGAACUGAAGAAACUCUCGGAAGAAAGCUUAACAAGGCAGCCGGAUGAGGUGUUCGACAUCAUUUGCAAGCUGGGCGAGGGUAGCUAUGGCUCCGUGUACAAGGCACUGCACAAGGAGAGCGAACAGGUGCUUGCCAUCAAGCAGGUCCCCGUCGAUACCGAUCUGCAGGAGAUCAUCAAAGAGAUCUCGAUCAUGCAACAGUGUGACUCACCGUACGUCGUCAAAUACUAUGGCAGUUAUUUCAAAAACACGGAUCUCUGGAUCGUGAUGGAGUACUGUGGCGCUGGCAGUGUGUCCGAUAUAAUGCGGCUACGCAAGAAAACCCUUUCCGAGGACGAAAUCGCAACCAUCCUGAUCGACACACUGAAGGGGCUAGAGUAUUUGCAUCUGCGGCGCAAAAUCCAUCGCGACAUCAAGGCAGGCAACAUACUGCUCAACUCGGAAGGCCAUGCCAAGCUGGCUGAUUUCGGUGUGGCCGGUCAGCUGACGGAUACGAUGGCGAAAAGGAACACGGUAAUUGGCACACCGUUCUGGAUGGCACCGGAGGUAAUCGAGGAGAUCGGGUACGACUGUGUGGCGGAUAUUUGGUCGCUGGGUAUAACGGCGCUCGAGAUGGCGGAAGGGAAACCACCGUACGGGGAUAUACAUCCAAUGCGCGCCAUCUUCAUGAUACCGACGAAGCCACCGCCAUCGUUCCGUGAUCCCGACAUCUGGUCGCCGGAGUUUAUCGAUUUCGUUAGCCUGUGUUUGGUGAAGAAUCCGGAGGAACGUGCUACUGCCACCGAUCUGCUGGCGCAUGAAUUUAUUGGCAAUGCCAAACCGUGCAGCAUACUGAGCCAAAUGAUAGCGGAAGCGAAGGAAAUUCGGGAAAACCAAAGCUACAGACAUGCGGCUGCCAUCAGUCAAGCUAACAAACAGCUGCAGAAUAAUAGUAAUAACGCGAACGGGCACGACGGUGGCGACUCGGACGAUGAGAAUCAGGUAAAUUCGAGGACGAUGAAGGAAUUUCCGGCCGACUGCGGGACGCUGGUGCCGGGCCGUGGAGAUGAAGGUGACGGUACGAUGAUUGCGCACGCAGAUUAUGGUACGCUGGUGCCCGACAAUGGGACGAUGGUGGAGCUGCAAUCAAACCUGGGCACAAUGGUGAUCAAUUCCGAUUCGGAAGAAUCGACUAUGAAAAGACAUGAUACAAAUCCGGACAAACCGAAAUACAGGCCACUGUUUCUAGACCAUUUCGACAAGAAGGAAGCGGAAGCUGCCAGUUUCGGUAAUAGCAAGGUUGCCGCAGUAAACAACCACCACCAUCAUCAUCAACUACAAUCGCCACCAUCCGCGAUGAGUUCGUUUGACGAUGGAUCGCCUUCGGUCGAUAUGCAAGCGGAAGAUUCGCCCGCCUUCAGCCCACAGACGACACCGAUCGCCUCGCCGCAACAACCACACCUUCCACAGCCUUUAGCAACAUCACCACAGCAACCUCAGCCGCAGGUGCAGAAGAUCGUUAGCAAUCUGGUUGCACCGGCGGCUCCCGCAGCGCAAGCCUUUCCAGUCACGCACAGUCCGGUGUCUCCGUCAGCACCGCCGAUGACGCAAAAUUUCCAAGACCACCAGCAGCAACAACAUCAGGCACUGCAAGCGCAGCAGCAACAGCAACAGUUCAAUGAAGAGCGACAACGAUAUCAAUCGCAUCUACAACUGCAAUUGAAUCAAAUCUCCGCCGUUAGUCCCAAUAUGCAUCAGAUGCAGUUUUUGCAACCCACCGCGGCCGAGUAUGAUUCGCUUAAGUUUAUGAACUACGAACAGUUGGAGCAACGAUUGGCCAGCUUAGACAAGGAAAUGGAGAAAGAGCUGGCGGAAACGAAGAAGCGUUACACCUCAAAACGCCAGCCGAUUCUGGAUGCGAUCGAGGCCAAGCAACAGAAGCGACAGCAGAAGCUGGAAGAGUUCUGAGUAGUCGCCAGUGUAAGGGUGAGCGUGGCCAACUCAUCAUGGUUCCGACACGUUGAUGUAUGUACACGAUUCGUUGAUUUUAGUAAUUAGUGCGUAGGCUUAUUUAAUAGGAAUAAUUUCAAACCAAGGCUGGCGUCAUUUAGUUGCAAAUUCCUAUUACUUUUUUAAACAUAUCUACCAACCGUUGGCACAGGGGACAUCCCAUUCCCUGCUAGAGUGAUGCUUAUCGCUAGAAAAUGACGUCUGUUUAUGUAUUUUAGAUGCUUUUGCCGACGAAAUGUAUCCAUUAAACGAUGUAUGUGUUUUGUCUGAUAUUACCUGCAUAAAAGCAAUACUUGCACAAUAAUGUGAACGGAUGGAUGGGUGGUGAACAGAUCUGAUAUUUUAUUUUAACCUUAAAUCCAGCUAAGCGACCAUUCAUCCCCAUCUUUCUGGGGCUCGUUGAUAAGCAUCGAUACAGUAAACUGUUUUUAGAGUGCCGCCGAUUUUACGUUUUCUACAUGUUUGAUCCUCACGUGUCAUGGUCCGUCCCUUGAAGCAAGUGCAAAAACAAUGUCACAUUUGCUCUUUUUGUUAGGUUGACAUUUUUCAGGUUGGUUAAAUUAUAGUGAACGUACAUGCGAAUGAAAUGCAUUAGCUCCGGAUUGAUAAGAAUAAGGAUGAGGUUCUUAUACAGCGAUGCAAUCAUUUAUAUUACGACUUUUAUGUUGCACUGUUAAAGAUGAGUUUGCUUGCAUUAAUCGACCCUAAUGCUGCUUUGGGUGGUCAGUUUUUGAUGCUGGCACCUCACCCCAACCAAAUAAUUUAUUAACAAAUCGUUAAUCGUUAUCACAUGCGUGAGAAUGAGCGAGCAAAAGCGAGAAAACAUAGAACACAGAGUAUGAUUCUAACGAACGUGAAUUAAAAUUACCUUAAAUGAGACAGACCUCAAACUAACCGAGAAGAUUGAUCGUAGAAUACAAUAAUCCUGUAAAACCUAUAACCAGGGAGGAGAAAAUUAUACAUAUAUCCAGCAAGAGCGUCAAUGAGACGAUUAUAUACACACAAAAAACACACAUAACAAGCAACACAACGCAAUUGAAGGACUCAUCGAUCGUAGUUGAUCACACAUUUUAUACAUUAACUAAGCCAUAUACCCUUGGUAUGAUAAUAAACAAGAUUGGCAGUGCUGAACACAGGAGUAAAGGGAUCCAGGAGAACCAGCAUUAGACAUUGGAGGAAAGGCAAAGUCUAGACAACUUACCUUGUUACAUAAACAUUAACGAAAGUGCUAAAAGUGAGAGACCCAAAUGGUAGGUGAUGGAGAACAUAGCAAUGAACAAAAGUGCUACAUUUUAUUCUUUAAACAUAUACAAGUUUAUUGAGAAAUAGUAUCUAUCUACCGCUGCUAGAGAUAUUAUUAAUAGGAAGAUGAUUAAAACGCAUGGCGCAACGGCUAUGCGCGGGAGUUUAAAGGAAUGAUUGAUAAAAAGGAACGCGAUAAUAAACCCAUCGCCCGGGAUACAGGAAUAUGCGAUUAAAAAUUGUAAAGUAGUACGGCGACGCACCAAAUACUGGACAGCAAACACGAACGUAUUAUUACAGCGUUACGUAUUAUUCAACGUAACGCAAACACGCAGAUGAACGAACACCCAAACACAUGAUAAAUAAAGUUGAACUUUAAGGUUGCCAUGCAUUUAUAUUAAAAUCAACU
Molecule: messenger RNA, 3856 nt
Organism: Anopheles moucheti
Lineage: Eukaryota; Metazoa; Arthropoda; Insecta; Diptera; Culicidae
Gene: hpo
Product: serine/threonine-protein kinase 3
Exons: 5
Coding region: 193-2163 (656 amino acids)
Biological process (GO): regulation of MAPK cascade; protein tetramerization; protein phosphorylation
Cellular component (GO): cytoplasm
Molecular function (GO): ATP binding; protein serine/threonine kinase activity
Source: RefSeq, a predicted model, not a curated record